AGGCCAAAGGAACAAACACAUUUACACAUAUGGGCCUGAAGCAAGUGUGAUCUUCCUGGUACUCUCUUUCAUUUUGCGAACACAAGUGCAUUCAGAUCCGGGCAUGUGUCGGUUCUAGGCGUCGAAGUCGUAGGAGCAGAACGCCAUUCUUCCUUUGAGAUAUCCCACCACGAAUAGUUGCCGUUUCUGGAUUGCAAAGUUCACAUAUAUUGAUGAAGAGGUGAGGCAACAUGUCAGCAUCUCAAGCGCUAGGCGGUCCUUCCCGCUGUGGCUGGGUACUAGGUCCGUCUCUUGAUAAGAUCAUCAAGAACGUCGCCUGGAGGAAACACUCGCAGCUCGUCGCCGCCUGCAAGUCCGCUCUCGACAAGCUUGAUUCCGUAGUUGACGACCCUGUCGAUCCAGCUUCCUGCACCCCUCUCUAUGGUCUCUCUACUUCUGAUGCCGAUUUCGUCUUGCAACCCCUCAUCAUGGCUCUUGAUUCUUCCUCUCCUAAAGUUGUUGAACCUGCACUCGAUUGCUCCUUCAGGUUGUUCUCCUUGGGCUUGAUCCGCUGCGAGAUCGACACCCCCACUCCUACCCCCAGCCCCAGCCAUAACCCAAGUUCCCACUCCCACAUUUUCCGCCUAAUAGAUUCCGUCUGUAAGUGCGGGGCUCUUGGGGACGAAGCCAUCGAGCUAGCUGUACUCAGGGUCUUGCUCUCUGCCAUUCGAUCUCCCUACGUGCUUGUCAGAGGUGAUUGCCUUGUCCAUAUUGUUAGGUCUUGUUACAAUGUCUAUCUCGGGGGAAUGAAUGGCACCAAUCAGAUCUGUGCCAAGUCCGUUCUUGCUCAGAUGAUGAUAAUUGUUUUCACCAGAGUGGAGGAGAAUUCCAUGAUAGUGGACUUCAAGACCGUCUCUGUAGCUGAACUCUUGGAGUUCACGGAUAGAAAUUUGAACGAGGGAAGCUCCAUACAGAUCGCCCAGAAUUUCCUCAAUGAGAUUGUGGAUGUCAAGUCCAAAGAAGGCAUUGCUGAAUCAAAGUUGUGUUUGCAGUUGGAGAAUGACAACAGUGAAAAGAAGGGUGAGCUCAUUGAUGGAGAGCCGGGUGAAGGAGCUGAUCUGAGUGGUUAUAGUAAGAUUAGAGAGGAUGGGUUCAUGCUCUUCAAGAAUUUGUGCAAGUUGUCUAUGAAGUUUUCAUCACAAGAGCACGCAGAUGACAAUAUUUUGUUAAGGGGGAAAGUACUAUCAUUGGAGCUCCUAAAGGUUAUCAUGGAUAAUGCUGGUCCUAUUUGGCGCUCAAAUGAGAGGUUUCUUAAUGUUAUCAAGCAAUUUUUGUGCUUGUCGUUGUUGAAGAACAGUGCACUAUCUGUGAUGACGAUCUUUCAACUUCUUUGUUCAAUAUUCAAGAACUUAUUAUCAAAAUAUAGAUCUGGGUUGAAAUCAGAAAUUGGAAUCUUCUUCCCCAUGCUCAUCUUGCGUGUGCUGGAGAAUGUGCUUCAGCCUAGUUUCUUGCAGAAGAUGACUGUUUUGGGAUUGCUGGAGGAGAUAUCUAAGGAUCCUCAGAUUAUCAUUGAUGUAUUUGUCAACUAUGAUUGUGAUGUCGAUGCUCCUAACAUAUUUGAGAGGACUGUUAAUGGUCUUCUUAAGACUGCUCUUGGUCCGCCUCCCGGUUCCACUACUACGCUGUCCCCAGUCCAAGAUAUUACAUUUCGCUCUGAAUCUGUGAAAUGCUUGGUCACAAUUAUUAAGUCAAUGGGGAUGUGGAUGGACCAACAAUUGAAGGUAGGGGACCCUAAUCAAGAUAAGGUGUCUGAUCAUGAAGUUUCAGAAGCGGCUAUCAGCGUUAGUGAAGAGGGUAACAUAGACUAUGAGCUACAUCCGGAUGCAAAUUCUGAAUUUUCUGGUGCUGCUGCCUUGGAGCAACGCCGUGCUCAUAAAUUAGAAAUACAGAAAGGCGUUUCACUGUUCAACAGAAAGCCUUCAAAGGGUAUUGAUUUCUUAAUGAGCACCAAAAAGAUUGGGAAUUCCCCAGAAGAUGUAGCUUCUUUUCUGAAAAAUACCACUGGGUUGAAUCCAACCAUCAUUGGUGAUUAUCUGGGUGAAAGAGAGGAGUUUCCUCUGAAAGUUAUGCAUGCAUAUGUUGAUUCUUUUAAUUUUGAAGGUAUGAAUUUUGGUGAAUCAAUCAGAUAUUUCCUUCGAGGGUUCAGAUUACCCGGUGAAGCUCAGAAGAUUGACCGUAUAAUGGAGAAGUUUGCUGAGCGCUUUUGUAAAUGCAAUCCCAACUCUUUUACCAGCGCAGAUACAGCUUAUGUGCUAGCUUACUCCGUGAUAAUGCUCAAUACAGAUGCACAUAAUAGCAUGGUGAAAGAUAAGAUGACAAAAGCUGAUUUUAUCCGGAACAAUCGAGGGAUCGACGACGGGAAGGAUUUACCUGAAGAUUAUUUGGGUGCUCUUUAUGACCAAAUUGUGAGAAACGAGAUAAAGAUGAAAGCAGAUUCUUCCGUGCCACAAAACAAGCAGGGGAAUAGUCUUAAUAAGCUGUUGGGCUUGGAUGGUAUACUGAAUCUAGUAUGGAAGCAGAGAGAGGAAAAACCACUGGGUGCAAACGGAGUUCUCGUGAGGCAUAUUCAAGAGCAGUUUAAAGUAAAAUCUGGAAAAUCUGAGUCUGUCUAUUAUGUCAUUGCAGAUCCAGCUAUUUUGAGAUUUAUGGUAGAAGUCUGCUGGGGUCCCAUGCUUGCUGCUUUCAGUGUCACCCUAGACCAGAGUGAUGAUAAGAAUGCCACUUCUCAAUGUUUGCUAGGGUUCAGGCAUGCUGUGCAUAUUACAGCUGUGAUGGGUAUGCAGACGCAGAGAGAUGCUUUUGUCACCUCUAUGGCAAAGUUCACUAAUCUUCAUUGUGCGGCCGAUAUGAAACAAAAAAAUGUUGAUACAAUGAAAACAAUAAUGUCAAUUGCCAUUGAAGAUGGGAAUCAUCUUCAUGAAGCGUGGGAGCAUAUAUUGACAUGUCUAUCUCGAUUUGAGCAUCUGCAGUUGCUGGGGGAGGGAGCGCCAUUUGAUUCCUCCUUUUUUACUUCCUCGGGCUCUGAAUCUGAGGAAAAAACAUUGAAGUCAGCUGGAUUUCCAUCUCUGAAGAAAAAAGGGACACUCCAGAAUCCAACUGUUGCUGCUGUUGUUAGAGGGGGUUCAUAUGACAGUGCUGCUGUUGGAGCUAACUCUCCAACAUUGGUGACUCCAGAACAGAUAAAUAACUUCAUUUCAAACUUGAACUUACUUGAUCAGAUCGGCAACUUUGAACUAAAUCACAUAUUUGCUCAUAGCCAAAGGCUGAACAGUGAAGCAAUAGUAGCUUUUGUCAAGGCCCUUUGCAAAGUUUCAAUGUCAGAACUACAGUCUCCGACAGAUCCUCGUGUAUUUAGCCUUACAAAAAUUGUUGAAGUUGCGCACUAUAACAUGAACCGUAUCAGAUUAGUGUGGUCCCACAUAUGGAGUGUUCUUUCAGAGUUCUUUGUGGCUGUUGGUUUGUCAGAAAAUCUUUCAGUUGCAAUUUUUGUUAUGGACUCAUUACGACAACUUGCUAUGAAGUUUUUAGAACGAGAGGAACUGGCGAACUACAACUUUCAGAAUGAAUUUUUGAGACCAUUUGUUAUUGUUAUGCAACAAAGUAAUUCUGCUGAAAUCAGGGAGUUGAUAGUUCGUUGUAUUUCUCAAAUGGUUCUGAGUCGUGUCAAUAAUGUAAAAUCUGGGUGGAAGAGUGUUUUUAUGGUUUUUACAGCUGCUGCUGCAGAUGAAAGGAAGAAUAUUGUGUUGCUGGCCUUUGAAACCAUGGAAAAGAUCGUACGGGAGUAUUUUCGUUAUAUCACCGAGACUGAAGCAUUGACUUUUACGGAUUGUGUUAGAUGCCUCAUCACCUUCACAAACAGCAGAUUCAACAGUGAUGUCAGCCUCAACGCUAUUGCUUUUCUCCGUUUCUGUGCUGUCAAACUUGCAGAAGGGGGCCUUGUUAGCAAUGAGAAAAACAAAAAUAAUGAUUCAUCCAUUCCAGUGGCCGAAAAAGAAGCUUCAGAUGGGCUAAUCUUCACAGAUAAGGAUGACUAUAUGUCUUUCUGGGAGCCUCUGCUCACAGGGUUAUCUAGACUGACUUCAGAUCCUCGAUCAGCUAUUAGAAAGAGUGCAUUGGAAGUUCUGUUCAACAUCUUGAAGGACCACGGCCAUCUCUUCCCAUGCCUAUUCUGGAUUAAUGUCUUCAAGUCUGUAAUCUACCCAAUAUUCAGUCCAGUAAAUGAUAUUCCAGAAGCUGAAGUGAAAUAUGACCAGUCAUUUAAAUCUAGAUACACACCACCAGCAGAUGGAUGCUUAUGGGACUCUGAAACUUCUGUGGUGGCAGCUCAAUGUUUGGUGGAUUUGUUUGUUAAUUUCUUUGAUAUUGUGAGGUCUGAAUUGCCUAGUGUAGUCUCUAUAAUGAUAGGAUUCAUAAAAGGUUCUGGCAAGGAUCCUGCAGCUACUGGGGUAGCUUCUGUGAUGCGGUUGGCAGGGGAUUUGAGAGGCAAAUUCUGUGAAGAGGAAUGGGAAGUUAUCUUUCUAGCUCUGAAAGAAGCUUCAUAUUCCACUCUACCCAAUUUUCAGAAGCUUUUGAGAACAAUGGACAACAUUGAGAUAUCUAUUAGUGAUAUGGAAACAUCUUCUGGGGCUGGAUUGGUAUAUGAUGAAUCAGAUGAUGACAACCUGCAUACUGCGGGAUAUGUUGUUUCAAGGAUGAAGGACCAUAUAGCAGCUCAGUUGCGCAUCAUACAGGUUUCAUCUGAUCUCUACAAGAUGUGUCGGCAAUCAAUAUCAGUUGAUACUGUCACUGUCCUCCUUGGAAUCUAUUCAGCUAUCACUUCUCAUGCUCAGCAAUUGAAAUCUGAGAAAGUUGUACAAGUGGAGCUGCAAAAAGCAUGUUCUAUCCUUGAGAUACCAGAACCUCCGCUGGUAAUUUUUGAAAAUGAGUCCUACCAGAAUUACCUCAAUUUCUUGCAUGAGUUGCUUGUGAGCAAUCCAUCAUUUGUCGAAGAGAAGAAUAUAGAACCAGAACUUGUGGGUGUAUGUGAAGAAAUUCUACGUGUAUACUUGGAAUGUGCUGGGUUGAACUCUGUCAAGAAGAAACCAGAUGAUAAGGCAAUAUACCAGUGGAAUCUUCCCUUGGGAUCAGCGAAGAAGGAAGAACUGGUAGCAAGGACUCCCUUGGUUCUGUCAGUACUACGCAUUCUGUGCAGUUGGCAAAUGGAUUCUUUUAGGAAGUACAUUUCUCAGUUGUUCCCAUUAAUGAUAGAUCUUGUUCGGAGUGAGCAUAGCUCUGGAGAGGUCCAGAUUGAACUAAGCCAUUUUUUCCAAUCCUGUAUCGGUCCCAUUAUUAUGAAAUUGUGAUCUAUGCCAUUUAGUGAACUGUUCUUGGGUCAGAAUUUAAAAUCUGGUUAGGGUAGAUCCCUUCUACUUGGAAGCUUUGUUUUUAUGGUUACUUACAUGAACCUCCUUCAUACUUUAACAUAACUAGAUAACCUCAUUUUAACCUAA
Messenger RNA from Solanum pennellii, 5528 nucleotides. Its product is annotated as brefeldin A-inhibited guanine nucleotide-exchange protein 1. Bases 231 to 5381 code for a protein of 1716 amino acids. Gene Ontology annotation, biological process: regulation of ARF protein signal transduction. Lineage: Eukaryota; Viridiplantae; Streptophyta; Magnoliopsida; Solanales; Solanaceae. The record is from RefSeq and is a predicted model, not a curated record. Gene Ontology annotation, molecular function: guanyl-nucleotide exchange factor activity. Gene Ontology annotation, cellular component: trans-Golgi network. The transcript is spliced from 11 exons.